Messenger RNA from Guyanagaster necrorhizus, 1092 nucleotides. RefSeq lists its product as uncharacterized. Lineage: Eukaryota; Fungi; Basidiomycota; Agaricomycetes; Agaricales; Physalacriaceae. The transcript has 7 exons. Bases 1 to 1092 code for a protein of 363 amino acids. The record is from RefSeq and is a predicted model, not a curated record. Gene Ontology annotation, cellular component: mitochondrion.
AUGCCCAUACAACCACGAUUCACGAGGCGGGCGUCCACAUAUCGUUCUCUUCAACGUACCACAAAAUGCAUGUCAACAGUGGGAAGCUAUUUAGACCACGACGGAGAGUGGUUAUGGAACGACGCGCUCCGUACUACCUUGGCUGUCAAUACUAGACAAUGUCUCGCAUCACUUACCGAACGAAGUUGUCGUCAUCAGCCGUUGGAGCGAAAACUUGCGCUCUUUCUUCUCGGAUUUGACAACGGGGCUGAUGCCAUCGCACGGAUACCCUCCGCGCUCGUGGGUAAUGUGCACAUGUCCACAGCCGGCGAAGUGGCCACCACGGAAUACGAGCAGAUUUCAUCCUCAUGGAGAGGAUACAUGGAGGACCACUGGCUGAACAGUUUUGACGCGGAUAUGGGCGCUACACUGAAAGACCUUGUCUUCUUCGAUGCACGCCUCCAUGACAAGUUCUUUUCGCAGACUGGGAGUCUGUUCUUCAAGGAGGAUAAAAGAAUCGUAUUGGGCCUGUUGUUGACAGGCAACGCUGUAGAGGGCGAUCGUGGUCCUUGGCUUGAUAUGACCUCUUCCAUACAAUCCACUUGCCAGUUAGCACUGCGCAGGACCGAAUCUCACGCAGCCAGCGCCACCUCCUCUCAUCCAGUUUGCUCCUCAGCAGCGCCCUACUUGAAUCCCUCGUCGGAGCCAGUAUUGACAUUCCCGCGCCUCACCCACCCCGAUCUCUCUCAGUCCAACAUAAUCGCCGAAGCAGCUAACGUUCUAUCGUACAUCGACUGGCAGGGCAUCAUGACUUUCCCUUACAUCCAGUGCACUGUCCUUCCUCCUGCAAGAUGCCCUCGGAUAUCUCCACCAGAACUCAGAGAACAAGCAGACCUCGAGUUGAGACUCGCCAAGUGGCACCGACUGACGUCAAGCGUCUUACUCCGCCGAAUCCCACUGCCCCCCACAACAGCCUGUGUACUACGUGCCCAGCUACUCACCUCGCUCCCCGAGACUGCUGCUCUGAGGUGCUACGCUAACGGUCCCAAAGACCUGCGUCAUCUCGUUCGUGAGCUGUGCGAUGCUCGUCGUGCCUUCCUCCUGUCCACUUGA